Setaria italica (foxtail millet) is the source of this 1108-nucleotide messenger RNA. RefSeq names its product RING-H2 finger protein ATL39. The coding region runs from base 203 to 919 and encodes 238 amino acids. The transcript has a single exon. NCBI's taxonomy places the organism in Eukaryota, Viridiplantae, Streptophyta, Magnoliopsida, Poales, Poaceae. The record is from RefSeq and is a predicted model, not a curated record.
AGGCGCGGACCCUUAACCUUAUAAGACCAGGCGCGGGGAUGCUCCUAACCACGCUCACCAAACCCCCCGCGCCAUCCCAGUGAACUCACCAACCAAGCAGCACAGACUUGCCGCGGACACCCGCGACACGCCGAGGACUAGCGAGAGGAGCGCAGCGCGCGCGAGCGUCGAGUUUAUUUGUCGGAGCAGCCAGCGAGCGGCCAUGUCGAUGUCGUCGAUGAAGGCGAGCGACCCGGGGUCCGCGUGGUUCGGCAGCGGCGCCCGGACCCCGCCGGCGGGGAUGGGCGGCGGCCACAACGUGCGGCUCAUCACCACGGCCGUCGCGGCGUUCGUGUCCGUGCUCGGCCUCGCCCUCUUCCUCCACCUCUACGUCUGCCACGUCCGCCGCCGGAACCGGCGCCGCGCCGCGGCAGCCGCGGCCGUGCUGCCGACCACGACCGCCGCUGCGGCGAAGUGCGGGCUGGACCCCGCGGCCAUAGCGGCGCUGCCGACCGCCGUGUACGGCGGGGAGGCGGGCGGCGAGCCGGGCGCCUGCACCGAGUGCGCCAUCUGCCUCGGCAACGUGCAGGAAGGGGAGGUCGUGAGGGCGCUGCCCGCCUGCGGCCACGUGUUCCACGUCCCCUGCGUCGACACGUGGCUCGCGUCAAGCUCGUCGUGCCCGGUCUGCCGCGCCGAGGUGGAGCCGCCGCCGAUGGAGGAGGGCGCGGCUCGGCUGGUGCAGGAGAAGCUGCAGGACGCCGUGAAGGAGGAGGCGGGCAGCUGCAGCUCGACGCCGGAGCGCGGGAUCAGUGCCUGCGCGUCGCUGAUGAAGAUGCUGAGCAGGGAGAGGCCGGCGCCGCGGAGGCCACAGAGCGCCGUCCAUGCCGACGACGGGGAGCUAGACGACUUGGAACGUCAGCUGCAGGCAGUGAAUAAUUAAUCUAUUUAUUCUUUUUAAUUUGGUAAUUUUCCUCAUCAUUUGUACAUCCCGCACUUGCGUGAGUGGAGAAGUACUAAGAGAAGUGUGUGAGCUCCUCAUUUUUUUAAUGGAUGUAUGGGCUCAUUGGGAAAGAAGUGAUAUGGUUCCAAUCUACAGUUUAUUUUGUUCAAGUGUGAACAAAAUCCUAAA